Messenger RNA from Tinamus guttatus (white-throated tinamou), 1738 nucleotides. It is a transcript of the gene RSPO3, whose product is annotated as R-spondin 3. NCBI's taxonomy places the organism in Eukaryota, Metazoa, Chordata, Aves, Tinamiformes, Tinamidae. The record is from RefSeq and is a predicted model, not a curated record.
AGGAAAGAAAAAAAAAGAAAGAGAAGGAGAAGAGAAGCCGAACUCUCCAAGGGUUACUAUGCAAUUGCGACUGAUUUCUUGGUUUUUUAUCACUUUGAACUUUAUGGAAUACAUUGGCAGCCAGCACGCCUCCAGGGUCCGGCGACAGGGAAGAAUGCAUUCUAAUGUGAGCCAGGGUUGCCAAGGAGGGUGUGCUACAUGCUCUGACUACAACGGAUGCCUGUCAUGUAAACCCAGACUCUUUUUUGUUCUGGAGAGGAUUGGCAUGAAGCAGAUUGGAGUAUGUCUUUCCUCAUGUCCAAGUGGAUAUUAUGGGACACGGUAUCCUGACAUUAAUAAGUGCGCAAAAUGCAAAGCUGACUGUGAGACCUGCUUCACCAGAAACUUCUGCACAAAGUGUAAAAGUGGGUUUUACUUAUACAGUGGAAAGUGCCUUGAAAAGUGCCCUGAUGGUUUGGAAGCCAACAAUCACACUAUGGAGUGCACCAGCAUCGUGCACUGUGAAGCUAGUGAGUGGAGUCCAUGGAGCCCUUGCACAAAGAAAGGAAAAACUUGUGGUUUCAAAAGAGGAAAUGAAGUAAGGGUCAGAGAGAUCGUACAACACCCGUCAGCAAGGGGCAAUCCUUGCCCAGCUACAAGCGAGAGCAGAAAAUGUAUUGUACAAAGAAAGAGAUGUCAGAAGGAAGGAAAAGGGAAAAAAAAUAGGGAGGAGAAACGAAAAAAGUCCAGCAAAGAAGAAAGUAAGGAGACAAAACAGGAAAACAAAGGGCGAGCAGGCCGAAGACAAAACCGAGAACAGCGGGAAAACAAAAACAAAACGCAGCCCAAGAAAAGAAAAGCCCCAAAUAAAGAACCAAACACGGCACCCACCGACACUGCACAUUAACAGCCUUCAAAAAUCGUUUGAGUCUUAUGAUGCUGCUAUCUCUACCAGAUCGCCCUGACAGGUGCUCCAACCAUUCAGGCCGCAAAUGGACAAUGCUACCAGUUACUAUUAAACUUUAAACGACAUUCCAAAUACUUCCUAUAUUCUCCAAGCAACCAUAGUUUAUUAAAGAGAUUGACAUGAGCCAAGGGAAAAAAAUCUAAAAAUGGGAUACUUUAAAACUGUUAUAUUAUAUGCUUCCAUGCAUCUGUAAAAGGCAAUUAAGAAAUUUUGUAUAUAUUAAUAAUAGGGUAUAAAAUAUAGCAAUAUAAUAAUGAAUGACAUUCAGAUGAACAAUGUUCUUUUUCUUUGUAAAAUAUUUUUCAAGUUAUUGUUUAAGUAUGAGGCAAGAGAUAUGUCUAAAUCAAAGACGCAGUAUCCCUUCAUAUAUUGUACAAAAAUACUAAGAGAAGGAGGAAAACAUUUCUCAAGAGCCAGUAGGAAUCUGAGGUUUUAUAACCUGUGGUGAAGCAGGAUGGAGUUGCCCUGUGGUUCCCUGGUCCAGACUUGGGUGAGAAACACCAGGGGAAAGCCUGCAGGGCUUCAAAAGCUGAGGGGAAAGAAACAGACGCAUCUGCAGAUUUGAAGACUGAAUCCCCGAGGUAGAAAGAGUGAUGGUGCUGAGCUUGUGCACGCUCUUAUCUGUGGGACAAUGUUUUCUGGUCUAAACAGUGGUACAGUGUGUGCUGUUCUAUGCUUUUUAUACCUAUGUGUAACUUAAGUCUACAUUUCAAAUCUUCUGGUGAAUGACAAAUCGUAUUUGUAGAAGACAAUGUUGAGUUAAUAAAAAACAGAAAAAAAGACCAGGCAUGU